Molecule: messenger RNA, 466 nt
Organism: Anopheles merus
Lineage: Eukaryota; Metazoa; Arthropoda; Insecta; Diptera; Culicidae
Product: histone H2A
Exons: 1
Coding region: 66-440 (124 amino acids)
Cellular component (GO): nucleosome
Molecular function (GO): protein heterodimerization activity; structural constituent of chromatin; DNA binding
Source: RefSeq, a predicted model, not a curated record
CCUUCUCAAAGAGAACAUCGUGUUGCUCGUGAUCCGUUACAAACGUUCCCCAAUAAAAUCGAACCAUGUCUGGCCGUGGAAAGGGAGGAAAGGUAAAGGGAAAGGCAAAGUCCCGCUCCAACCGUGCCGGUCUUCAGUUCCCCGUUGGCCGUAUUCAUCGUCUCCUGCGCAAGGGUAACUAUGCCGAGCGCGUCGGUGCCGGAGCACCCGUGUAUCUGGCAGCCGUCAUGGAAUACUUGGCCGCUGAAGUGCUUGAGUUGGCCGGAAACGCUGCCCGUGACAACAAGAAGACGCGCAUCAUCCCGCGUCAUCUGCAGCUGGCCAUCCGCAACGACGAGGAGUUGAACAAGCUGCUGUCCGGAGUAACCAUCGCUCAGGGUGGUGUGCUGCCCAACAUUCAGGCCGUGCUGCUGCCCAAGAAGACCGAAAAGAAGGCUUAAACUGUGUAACAAAGCUUCCUUCAUCU